CGCUGUCAAAGCGUCAAAUAAAAAAGGUUAGGUGGACUUGCGUAAAAGUUAUAAAAUUUGGAGUUCAGGUUUUGAAGAUAUCUUACAAUAUAAAUGGUGUUUUAGUAGUAUACGUUAAAAUAUUUAGAGGAUGGCGUCAACGGGGAGUACAUCAUUUCCUAAAUGGCAGCUGGCUAUCCUUCUUGGUGCCCCUUUGGCUAUCGGUUUAGGUUAUCUCUACUUAAGAAACAGAUUUGAAGAUCCGGAAAAGAAGAAAGAAGCUGAACUCAAAGCGAAAACAACGAUCUCUUUAGAUAAUGAAGAAAAUGCAAAAGCUCCUGAAAAUGCAAUCGACCGCGCUAUGAAGUUGAAAGGUGCCGGAAACCGUGCAUUUCAUGCAGGCGAAUACGAUAAAGCUAUUUCUUUGUAUAAUGAAGCGAUUGAAGCUUGUCCACCUGACCGACCUGUUGACUUGGCUACGUUCUACCAAAAUCGUUCGGCCUGCUAUGAGAAAAGGGAAAUGUGGGAUCAAGUUAAAGAAGAUUGUACUUUUGCAUUGAAAUUGAACGAAAAGUAUGUUAAAGCUUAUCUUCGUCGAUCCCGUGCUGCCGAAAAGAGUGGUGAUCUUGUCCUAGCUUUGGAAGAUGUCACAUCAGCUUGUAUUUUGGAACGGUUUCAAGUACAAAGUUCACUAGUAAAUGCGGAUCGUAUCCUGAAAGCAUUGGGAAGGCAGCAUGCACGGGAAGCACUAGCUAAACGAAACCCUGUCAUGCCAUCGAAACAUUUCAUCAAAACUUACUUUUCAGCGUUCUCUGAAGACCCUAUCACCAAAAUUAUUCUCGAUGAUAAGGAGAGUAGUGGCUUUGCAAAAGCAAAACAUGCCCUUGAUGCUCAAGAUUAUGAGUCCGUGGUGAAUGCCUGCACUGAAGAAUUAGAUGCAGAUGGGAAAUAUAAAUAUGAAGCCUUACUGUUGCGUGCUACUUUCUACCUGCUUCUUGGAAGACAUGAAGAAGCACAAGAAGAUUUGGGUAAAGUUAUUGAUAGUGAUGCCUCCACUAAAGUCAAAGUAAAUGCAUUGAUAAAACGUGCAUCCCUUUACACACAACUGGAAAACACAGAGAAAUGUCUUGAAGACUUUGCUAAUGCUGCCCAGUUGGACUCUGGAAACUCCGACAUUUAUCAUCACCGUGGACAAGUUUAUCUAUUAUUAGAGCGGAUGGAUGAAGCUACAUCAGAAUUUGCGAAGGCUGUAGAGCUGAACCCUGAUUUUUCCAUUGCUUACAUUCAAAAGUGCUAUGCUGACUACAGGCAUGCUCAACUCCACAAAAAUAUUGGAGCAUUGACUCAAGUUAGGGCAGACUUUGAAAAGGCAUUGGAGAGAUUCCCAAGAUGUGCUGAAGCAUACAUUCUGUAUGCCCAAGUAUUGUCAGAUCAGCAGGAGUGGGGAAGAGCAGAUGCAUUAUUUGAUUCUGCCCUAGCAGUAGACCCAAAUAAUGCCACCCUCUAUGUCCAUAAAGGCCUUGUGCAAUUACAGAAGAGCACUGACUUUGAUAAGGCUGUCAAGUUAAUUAACAAAGCUAUAGAAAUGGAUGAUAAAUGUGACUUUGCUUAUGAAACUCUUGGUACCAUUGAAGUUCAAAGAGGUAACUUAAGGCGUUCACUGGAGCUUUUCGAGAAAGCUAUUGCAUUGGCUAAAACAGAACUGGAAAUGACCCAUUUAUUCAGUCUCAAAGAUGCAGCCGCUGCACAACUGAAGGUGUCGGAGCGUUGGGGACUAGAUUGGACUGUAAGCUAGGCUAUUUGCAAUUACACAACGAGAACAUACUUCAAGUAAAUUUAUUGUGAAUGUCAGAGUAGGGUGGAAAAUGUGUUUUCGUUCGAUUUUAUUUUCCAUACUUUAAAUUGUUUGCUAAAUGUGUAUGAGUAUAUUAAUGUAACGUUUAAAAGCUCAAAUUGCAUUUGAUAAAGCCCAUCUAAUUAAUGAUGCUUUCAUUUCUGUCUGUUGUAUAUAACUAUUAACGUCUAAACCCUACUUUGUAUUUUCAAGCCUCGUUGUGAAUAUGACUAGUUUGUGUUAUACCGCCGUUAACUCGCCGCUUAUGUAACAAUUAUUGUGUAUUAUACUUAUGUAUAUCAUAUUUGUGUAUAUUAUGCAGUAAUAUCAUCACAUUUAUAUAUUUAUUGUUGAUUUCUACAUAAUUUAGAAAAAUUAUGCAAGUGAUUUUAAUACAUUUUUGGUUUUAAAUUACAUACAUGUAAUUUUAUUAUGUUAAAAUUGUUAAUUUUGUCGCUUUAUAAUUUACGUAUGUUAGAGCGUCAUAAAUCUCUUAUAGAACAUACUUCAUAUUGAAGUUUGUUAAAAUUCCUGAAAAAGUUGGCAUUUAAAUAAGUAGUGACAAAGCUGCUGUAGAGGUUAGGUUGAGGUAUUUGAUUGAUUGAAUGACAUAAUAUUAAAUGUAAUAUAUAUUUAUAUAAAGUUCUAAUUAAUAUAUACAGGAUAGAAGUAUAUUUUAUUGCACCUCAAAAAGAAAGCUUUAUGACAUCAUCUCAAUGCAGUAUGAUAGAAAUACAAUAAAGAAGUUAAGAGUGAUUCAACUGUUUUUACUUUCUGACAAUUUUCAUUAGCGAUUAUGGUAUUUAAUUGUAUGAAAAUAAAUAUAUGCAUUGAUAUUUUAGCAUUUCUUCCUCGUAGGUGUUGGAAUAUAGGAUAAAUUUUUGGCCAUUUAUUUGAUUAAAAUUAUCGAAGGUAAUUUUUUAUGUAUAUAUAAGUAGUUAGUGAGAAAAUUAGGAAGCUAUAAAUAACAACUAGUUACUAGUGAUAUUUUGUGUACAGAAAAUUCAUUAGUAUGUGUCGCUUAUAUCAGACGACGUAAUAACUGCUUGUUUUACUUUAAUGUAAAAAAAUGAAGAUGUUAGCACAUUUUGAAUUAAAGUCACAACAAUUGUUUAAAUUUAUGUAUGUCCGAUUCUUGUUCACUUGAAAAAAAUGUUUGUGUAGAUUAGUUAUUAUAGAGUGAAAAAGUAAUUUGACAAAAUAUUUACUUUACUGGGUCCAAGCAAGGCGAUCUCAGAGUCCUCACAACAGACUUGAAAUUUUGUCCAUAUGAAUGCGUUACGGCGAAUGGAGUUACGGCGGUAAACAACAGGUGCAUCCAACAUGUAAGUGAAGGUGUCGAUUAAAUUGGUAAUUGAAUACGUACUAGUCAGUUAUGUUUUAACUGUUAUCAAAUUUUUAGUGUGGCUUAAAGGUAGGGCGCCUACUCACGUUAGAUGCACCUUCAAAAUGGAUUAGUGUUAGUUUGCUAAUAUGGUUCUACAAGUGUUGUUACCUCACCGAUAGUGAAUAGUUAUCAAUUUAUGAAAACUUCAAAUAUAUACAAUUAAAAGCU
Messenger RNA from Zerene cesonia (dogface butterfly), 3368 nucleotides. RefSeq names its product mitochondrial import receptor subunit TOM70 (gene Tom70). Gene Ontology annotation, biological process: RNA processing. Bases 131 to 1774 code for a protein of 547 amino acids. The record is from RefSeq and is a predicted model, not a curated record. The transcript has 2 exons. NCBI's taxonomy places the organism in Eukaryota, Metazoa, Arthropoda, Insecta, Lepidoptera, Pieridae. Gene Ontology annotation, molecular function: protein binding.